AUGGUGUCUAUUGACCUAGAGAAAGCUUAUGACAAGGUUCUGAGGGAGGUUCUUUGGAGGUAUUUGGAGGUUAGAGGUAUGCCCAUAGCUUAUACUAGGGUGAUCCAGGAUAUGUAUGAUGGCGUUAGGACCCGGGUUAGAAUAAUGGGAGGGGACUCGGAACACUUCCCUAUCGGGAUGGGCUUGCAUCAGGGAUCCGCGCUUAGCCCAUUUUUAUUUGCCUUGGUGAUGGACGUUCUGACGCGUCACAUUCAAGAGGAGGUUCCAUGGUACAUGUUAUUUGCAGAUGAUAUAGUACUAAUUGACGAGGCGCGAAGUGGUGUUAACACGAGGCUGAAGGUUUGGAGACAAACCUUGGAGUCAAAAAGGUUUCAAGAUGAGCAGAAAUAA
This is a messenger RNA of Nicotiana tabacum (common tobacco), 390 nucleotides long. Its product is annotated as secreted RxLR effector protein 78-like. NCBI's taxonomy places the organism in Eukaryota, Viridiplantae, Streptophyta, Magnoliopsida, Solanales, Solanaceae. The record is from RefSeq and is a predicted model, not a curated record.